This is a messenger RNA of Ahaetulla prasina, 1872 nucleotides long. It is a transcript of the gene TMEM151B, whose product is annotated as transmembrane protein 151B. Lineage: Eukaryota; Metazoa; Chordata; Lepidosauria; Squamata; Colubridae. The transcript is spliced from 2 exons. Bases 283 to 1815 code for a protein of 510 amino acids. The record is from RefSeq and is a predicted model, not a curated record.
UCCCUCAGGCGCGAAGCCGCCGAGUCCGCGGGGCAGGCGCUGAUCUAGGACCCGCCGCAAACGCCGCGUCGCUUUUCCUCGCGGUGCGGGCAAGCCCCCGCCGCAGCAGCCGGAGAGCCUCCGGAUUGAUGGAGGCGCCGAAGGCUGCCGCCUUUUGGCCGCCGGGCUGCCGGCCCCGACGCAGCUGUUCGGGUGGCGCUCGUCGGCUCGCCUUGGCGGGAUAAUGCGCCGCCGCCGCCGUGCCUGCUGGUCGCCCAUCCGAGAGGCCCCCCGGUCGGCGCCAUGUCCCCCCCAGCCUCGGCGGCCGCGGCCAGCAGCAGCGAAAGAGGCAGCAGCACCUCAGUGCCUCAGGAGGAGGCGGAGGGAGUCCGAGAGGAGCAACGGCCCGUGAAGCAGUCGCUCAGCAAGUCGCUCUGUAGAGAGUCACACUGGAAGUGCCUGGUGCUCUCCUUCUUAAUGUAUGGCUGCAUGGGAGCGAUGACUUGGUGCCACGUUACAAAGGUGACCCGGUUGACAUUUGAUAGUGCUUAUAAGGGAAAGUCCAUGAUGUACCAUGAUAGCCCUUGCUCUAAUGGCUAUAUCUAUAUUCCUUUGGCCUUCUUGGUGAUGCUUUAUGUGGUCUACCUGGUGGAGUGUUGGCACUGCUACACUCGCAAUGAGCUCCAGUACAAGGUGGACGUGGACAGCGUACAUGAACGUGUCCAAAGGAUGCAGCAGGCCACACCAUGCAUCUGGUGGAAGGCCAUCAGCUAUCAUUAUGUCAGAAGGACACGUCAGGUCACCCGCUAUCGCAAUGGAGAUGCUUAUACUACCACCCAGGUCUACCAUGAGAGAGUCAACACCCACGUGGCAGAAGCAGAAUUUGAUUACUCUAACUGUGGGGCGAAGGACAUUUCAAAGGACCUAAUUGACUUGGAGAGUUUCCCAGCUACUCGGCUUCGCUUCACCAAGUGCUUCAGCUUUGCCAAUGUAGAAUCCGAGAACUCCUACCUGACUCAGAGGGCCCGUUUCUUCACAGAGAACGAGGGACUAGAUGACUAUAUGGAGGCAAGGGAAGGCAUGCACCUUAAGAAUGUGGACUUCAAAGAGUACAUGGUGGCUUUCUCAGACCCAGACAAUUUACCUUGGUAUAUUUCUCACUAUGUUUUCUGGGUAGCUGCUCUCUUGACUUUGUCCUGGCCCUUGAGAGUCUUGAAUGAAUAUCGCACUUCUUAUGUCCACUACCAUGUAGAAAAACUCUUUGGAUUUGACUACGUGGCAGUAACACCAGCUGAAGAGCGUCCUUUCUGCCGACGGAUGCCUCGAGUCAACACAGUGGAUAGCACAGAACUAGAGUGGCAUAUCCGCUCCAACCAGCAAUUGGUGCCUAGCUACUCAGAGGCUGUCCUGAUGGAUUUGGUAGGCCUGUCUGGUUGCACAACUUACUCCUCCUGCCAUUAUGGCAGUUAUAGGCAAAACUGUGAACAAUGCCAUAGGACUAUAAGUAGCUCUUCCAUCUUCUCCCGUAGUGCUCUCAGCAUCUGCAACGGCAGCCCCAGAAUCCCCUUUAGUAGCAGUCGCUUCUCUUUGGGCCGCCUGUAUGGCUCCAGGCGCAGCUGCCUUUGGCAAAGUCGGAGCGAGAGCUUAAAUGAGCAAAGCUGUCCAACUGAGCAGACUCGCCUGUCCAGCCAAGUCACCAUGGAGGAGGAAGAGCCUCCUCCUUACCAAGAUGCUCUCUAUUUCCCCGUCCUUAUUGUACAUCGAAAUGAGGGCUGUCUCAACCAUGAUCACCGCCACCUCCAUCGGAAUGGAUCCUGUGUGGAGACCUCACUCUAAAGGUGUGAAAACCACUUAAGGGAAGUGCCCUGACUCACAGAUAUGAUGGGUUAGGCA